AUGAACAAGCUCAAGUUUCUUUUAAACCGAUCCAGCCAGCUGUCUAACGAGAUAACUAAUAAAAAUGUGUUGGAGCGUAUACAGCCGGCACUGCGUGACCUUGGCUCGGAGAUUGCGAAGCAUACAGAGCCCGAUGCCUUCUUUCUCUGCGACCUGCGGGACAUAGCCAACAAGGUCAACCUUUGGAGAGAAUGUCUUCCAAGGGUUGUGCCCUAUUACGCUAUCAAGUCUUGUCGAGACCCCGUGGUAUUGAACAUCCUCAACAAUCUAGGCGUCAGCUUCGACUGCACCAACAAGCUUGAAAUGACCGCUGUUCUGAACAUGGGCGUUUCUCCAGAUCGCAUAGUGCUUGCCAGCACCGUAAAGGAUCCGAGGGACAUUGAAUUCGCUCUCAAACAUAAAGUCACCUUUAUGACAUUUGAUUCAGUGGAAGAGCUCUCCAAAGUCGAAGGCAAAAACGUGAGGUUUCACGUGGGAAGCGCCUACGAGUUUUCUGAGAUCUUCCAUAACACAAUCGAAAAGGCAAAAGCUGUAUUUGAUUUGGCAAAGAGCAUGGGCAUUCACAUGACAGUACUUAACGUUGGUGGAGGCUUUCCUGGAGGACUGAGAAAAGUUGAGAAGUUUAUUAAGAUAUGCUUCAACCUGUGUUCAGAGUUUAUGCAGGAAGUCUUCUCCAGUCCGGACGAUAUUUCACAAGUGAUGAAAUUCCUCUGGUCAUGGAGGACCAGAAUGAUGAUUACUUCCGUUUGCAUGCAGGUGUGCGAGAAUAUUCGUUCGGCGACCGAUCUUCACUUCCCGGCGUCGAGUGGCGUAAAGAUCAUCGCAGAGCCUGGGCAGUUUUUCAUCACAUCAUGCUAUGUGCUCGUCGUCCAGGUGAUUGGCAAAAGGCACAGAGAUAUCUUAGUGGAUGGAAUCAGUCAACCUCAUCAAGACGUGUUCAUCAAUGAAUCGAGAAACAACUGCGUAUCGCGUCCUCUUUACGACUUCUUGGACGUGCGAUACUGGCCACUGGAGGAGCCACUGGAGAGGGCGCACAACCAGCUGACUACAGUUUGGGGAGGCACCUGCGACCCAAUGGACUGCCUCGAUAAUGCCAAGCCGCUAUUCGAUGUCCGCGUUGGCGAGUGGUUGCUUAUGGACAACAUCGAUGCGUUUCACAUCGUCGAAGGAUGGUUGCACGGAGGCGAACAGCAGAACUACUAA
Molecule: messenger RNA, 1203 nt
Organism: Dermacentor andersoni
Lineage: Eukaryota; Metazoa; Arthropoda; Arachnida; Ixodida; Ixodidae
Source: RefSeq, a predicted model, not a curated record